GGGCGGAGCCCGCUCUCGCGGCGGUGGCGGGUUGGGCGUUGGGCGUUGCCUCGCACUUCCGUCUGCGGCUGCUCAUCUAGCCGGGGGCAUGGAGGUGGGCUAGCGCGCUGCAACCGGGCCUAACCGGAAAUGUUCUUUUUGGGGGCCAAAGUGUGACUAUAUCUGGAUGCAGAGCUACAUCUAUUCACAGAUAAGCCCAGUAAGCUCAAAGAGGAUCACUUCACUGUGAGACGUUUGUCAAGUUACAGAUACAGAAUGAGCACAUGCUGCUGGUGCACUCCAGGUGGUUCUUCCACCAUUGAUGUCCUGAAGUGCUAUGCAUCUAGCACUGGAUCAAGUGAAUUUCAGACAGCUGAUGAAGACCUCUGCUACUGCUUAGAGUGUGUGGCUGAGUACCACAGAGCCAGAGAUGAGGUGCCAUUCUUGCAUGAGGUUUUAUGGGAGCUAGAAACCUUACGCCUCAUAAGUCACUUUGAGAAGUCCAUGAAGGCAGAAGCUGAGGAUGACGACGAGUUAUAUAUAGUAGACAACAAUGGAGAGGAGCAGCUCUUUGACUGUAGUGGCCAAGAUUUUGAAAAUAGGCUUCGAGUUCCUCUUUUUGAAAUACUGAAGUACCCUUACUUGCUUCUGCAUGAGCGUGUUAAUGAACUGUGUGUGGAAGCGCUUUGCCGAAUGGAACAAAACAAUUGCUCCUUUCAGGUCUUUGACAAAUACCCAGGCAUCUAUUUGUUUUUGGUUCAUCCCAAUGAAAUGGUUCGGCGAUGGGCUAUUCUGACUGCAAGAAACCUGGGGAAGGUGGACAGAGAUGACUAUUAUGACUUACAGGAAGUUUUAACUUGCCUUUUUAAAGUCAUUGAAUUGGGGCUUUUGGAAAGUCCAGACAUUUACACAUCUUCUGUGCUUGAAAAAGGCAAACUGAUCCUUUUGCCUGCACACAUGUAUGAUACUACCAACUACAAAAACUAUUGGCUAGGUAUUUGCAUGUUGUUGACUAUUCUUGAGGAGCAAGCCAUGGAUUCACUGUUGCUGGGUUCAGACAAACAAAAUGAUUUUAUGCAAUCAAUUCUUCACACCAUGGAGAAGCAAUCGGAUGAUGACAGCAUGGAUCCUUUCUGGCCAGCGUUACACUGUUUCAUGGUGAUUCUUGAUCGCCUUGGAUCUAAGGUGUGGGGUCAACUUAUUGACCCUAUUGAAGCAUUUCAAACCAUCAUUAACAACGAGAGCUAUAACAGAGAGAUCCAGAAUAUACGGAACAGCUCUAUAAGGACCAAAUUAGAACCGGAGCCACAUUUUGAUGAUAUGGUGACGUGCAGCCAGAUUGUGUAUAACUAUAAUCCUGAAAAGACCAAAAAGGAUUCUGGGUGGAGAUCAGCCAUUUGUCCAGAUUAUUGUCCUAACAUGUAUGAAGAAAUGGAAACGUUAGCCAAUGUACUUCAGUCAGAUAUUGGUCAAGAUAUGCGUGUUCAUAACAGCACCUUUCUGUGGUUCAUACCUUUUGUUCAGUCACUCAUGGAUCUUAAGGAUUUGGGUGUGGCUUACAUAGUAGAAGUAAUUCAUCAUCUAUACUCAGAAGUCAAAGAUGUCCUCAACCAGACAGAUGCUGUGUGUGACAAAGUCACUGAAUUUUUUAUUCUGAUUUUAGUAUCAGUGAUUGAACUGCAUAGAAAUAAAAAAUGCUUGCAUCUGCUGUGGGUGAGUUCUCAGCAGUGGGUAGAUGCUGUUGUGAAGUGUGCCAAGCUUCCUACCACCGCAUUUGUACGGAGUUGUGAGAAGUCACCUGGAAGUACCCCCAGAGGAGCAGCAAUAAUGUCGUCCUUGGCGUUGCAUUCAGUGCCAUCUAACUCUGUCCAGCUUGCAUGUGUACAGUUGAUUAGGGGUCUCCUCAAAGAAGGUUAUCAGCUUGGUCAGCAAACACUUUGUAAGCGGUUCUGGGAUAAACUUAACUUAUUCUUACGAGGAAAUUCGUCUCUGGGUUGGCAGUUGACUGGUCAAGAAACCCAUGAGUUACAAAUGUGUUUGAAACAAAUAAUUAGAAACAUAAAAAUCAAAAUGCCCCAAUAUAGCACCUUUGGGGAUACAACUUCUACAUUCAAAACCCCUCCAUCUUUUAAAGAAGAAAGUGAACAAAUAGACAGGAAGCCUAAAAAAGACAUUCAUUGCUUGGGAAAUUGCAGCCCAAUACCUUCUAAAGAGCCAAUGAAAGCUGACAGCCAUCGAGUGCCGACGAAAGCAAGUGCUACAGAAGAGGAGGACUUCACGCAGCACUAUAUUGACUUGAAUGAAGAAGAGCCUCUGCCAGCCGAGAAAAGUGAGGCUCUUCUUUCUGAAAGUGCUCCAGAGCAAGUUAAAAUAAGCACAGAACAGUCUGGAAAAGAAAACUCUUCAUAUACAGCACCAAAUAGUACUUCAAGAAGUGGUCCAGAAUGGGGGUGUGACAGAGGAGUAAUAAUAUCAACACAUUCAUUGACUGAUUCUAGCAUCGAUUUUCUGGAAAAGGUAUCUACAUCAAAUGGAGAUGUCCCAUUAAAGGAUGGCACUGUUGGUAAAACUUCAAAACCAAAUUUCAAAGUACAAAAAGAUGAAAUUUGUGCAAAGUUAUCACAUGUCCUAAAGAAGCAACACAGGAAAAGUACUUUGGUCAAUAACAUUAUUGAUUUAGAGGAAAAUGCAGCCACGUCUGACCUUGAGAACCGUUCAGGAACAGAUAGAGGAGCUCUAAAAAAAGAUACCAUCGAACAUGAUGUGUCUUCAGACUCUGUUCUGAAUGAUGACCAUGAAGAGCAAAAAUCUAAAAACAGUUCGUUGUUCAAGAAAGAGAUAAAAAGUGAGAAGUUGGAUAAUAGUUCUUUUGAUGAUGAAGACAAGCUUCAAAUCCAGGAAGGCCAUGCUGAUGAUGAUUUGAUAUCAUUUACAGAAGUUACUGAUACACUGGUGAAGACUCCAUGCGAGGGUCCUGUAAAGGUGGCAGUUGAAUCAAGAGAUAAUAAGGAGAUGAGAGUGCUGACUUCUAACUUGGAAGGACAGGUGCCUCAUGACAGCAACAAGGCUUUGGUAGCAGGUCCUCAGGUAGACCUUUGCAACAUAACUUUAAUAUCUCAAACCACUGUUAUUCAAUUUCCCUCAGGUUUAAGUAAACAGAAUUCAUUUCAGCUACAGAAAGAUGAUAAAAAAUGUUUGACAGCUAACCACAACAGGGAUGCCACCUGCCAUGAACAAGUUAUUAUUAUUUCAGAUUCUGAUGAUGAAGAUGAUGGUGAUGAGCAAGAUGAGGAUAAAAGUUGUGGUAUUGAGGGAAACAACGAACAGAGCAAAGUGUCCAGGGAGAAUGACUGUUCAGAGCAGCAUGAUUUGGUAGUUAACACCAGUGUGGAAAAGAAGCUUGUGAAGGAAGAAGAAACAAAUUGUCCUAUAGAAUUUGAGGACUCUGAAUCUCAGGUUUUUGAGUUUGAAAGUUCAUCUGAAGUCUUUUCAGUUUGGCAAGAUCAUAAAAUAGACAGCAAAAGUUCCCUUCAAGAGGACCAAAAGAGCUGUAUAGCUCACGUAGCUGAUAGUACAAACAAUAACUUAGGUUGUGGUGCAGAUUCUGUGUCUGAAGAGGUUGUUAGAAACAAAGAAAAGGGCAUUAAAGAGCAUGCAGAACCACACAGUAGUGUUUCUGCUGAGGGAUUUUGUAAAAUUGGAGUAAGAAAACCUAAGAGGAAACGAUGUGAUAAAGUUACAGCUGAAGAUCCUCAGCGGCCUUCAUCUUCUGUCAGAACUGAACAGUUGGCUGAGCACAGAGAUCUUCCUGAAAGGGACUUAGAGAGCGCAGAUGUGGACAUGGCAGCUCCCAGUUCUAGUGUUGAGAGAGAUUCUACGGUUUUACAGAAGAAGUCUACAAAGCCUCGCCCUCACUCAAAACCUGUUAGGAAAGUUCCAGCUUCUAAGGCUGCUAAGAAAACCCAUCCAGACACCAGAAGAGGACAGACUAAGAGUUCAUGUUAUAUAAGUUGUAGAACUUCUCCUGCUAUUGUACCACCAAAGAAGUUUCGCCAGUGUCCAGAGCCAACUUCGACAGUUGAAAAACUUGGUCUGAAAAAAGGUCCACGGAAAGCAUUUGAGUUGUCCCAGAGGUCUCUGGAGUGUAUAGUCCAAUUACGUGACCACGGCAAGACUGUUGGAGUAGUUGAAGCCCCCAAAAAGACUAAAUUAAUUUCUCCUCAGACUCUCUCUAUCAAAAAUAAUAAGAAGCUUCUGACAAGCCAGGAUCUUCAAUUUCAAAGGCUUAUGAGAUCCAGAUCACACCAAAAACGAGACUUUGAUUACAAAAAUACUGAUACCGUAAGAGCAGUGUCACGCAUAGUGCAGGGUUCGGAUGUACUUGCAGCAGACCCUGAUGAGCCAGAUAAUCAUAGAGGAAGUGAGCCGCUUGCCAUCAGCAAUGAAAAGCAAUUAGCAAAAUGCAUGCUUUCCAAACCAGAAGUGGCAGAAGCUGCUUCUGAUCCUUGGGUAACAGGUAUAACUUGUCUUGUGAACCAGUGUGAAUCUCGAGUGUUAAGUGGAGGAGUGCCAACAGAUGUGGCGAUGGUCUCUGCUUCAGAGGACCCUGUGAGUGGAGGUGCUCUCACAGUGCAGGUUGGGGAGGUGGCAGCAGUGAGAGCUGCAGAGCCAGAGUCCAGUAGUGAUACAGAUGAUGAUGACAAUUUAUUCCUAACACAACAUGACCCUCAAGAUAUGGAUCUAUGCUCACAGUUGGAAAAUUCUAAAGCCAUUAUUGUGGCUCAUAAAGAUACAGUUCAGAGAGAAGACUCUCUAAGUCGGCCUCAGUUGGAGUCUUUGAGUAUCAUAAAGUGUAAAUACAAAGACUGUGUUGAAACCACAAAAAACCAGGGUGAAUACUGCCCAAAACAUUCUGAAGCUAAAGCGGCAGAUGACGACGUGUUUCGUAAACCUGGCUUGCCACUUUCUGUAGCCAGGUCCUCGAGACCUACUACUACCAAGAUAUUUAGCUCAAGCAGUGCUUCACGAACUGCCAAUCUUUCCAAGUCUUUGGAAAGUACCACACUUCAGUCAGCACUGAAAAAUAAGUCAAGUGGAGCACAGUCCAAUUUGAAGAUGACACCAUCCUCUUCCCUGGGGUCUCAGAAGCCAGUGGCUGAGGUGAAAAGUUUAUGCAAUAUUUUCCAUUUUCAGACUCCGAGCAGUUCCAGCAAACAGAGUUACAAGUUUACCUUUAGUGAGAACAGGCCUGCGUCGGCUGCUGCUUCAGUGGACAUUCUCUUGCCAUCCCAGUCUAUCUUUGACACCUUCAUUAAAGAGGUCUUAAAAUGGAAAUACCAAAUGUUUUUGAACUUUGAUAAGUGUGGUGCUCCAACAAGUCUCUGUCAGUCUAUCUCAAGACCUGUGCCUGUCCGAUUUCAAGAUUGUGCAGAAUAUUUUAAUGUUUUUCUACCUUUGAUAAUAUUGAAUGCUUUUGAAACAGUGGCACAGGAAUGGCUGAACUCUCCAAAUAAAGAGAAUUUCUAUCAGUUGCAUUUACGAAAAUUUCCAGCCGACUAUAAAAAAUAUUGGGAAUUUCUGAUUUACCUGGAGGAAUCUGAACUCACUAAACAGCUUCAUCCAAAGGAAAAUGAUCUGGUGUUUUUGGUUCCUGAGAAGAAAUACAUGGACAGGCAUGGCGUGCAAGAUCGCAGUCACUAUUACUGUGGCUAUGUUCAUAAGUUUCGCCGCACUUCAGUCAUGCGCAGUGGGAAAACCGAGUGCUCCUUAUGCAUCCAGACACAAGAUAACAUGCCAGCCAGUGUUAAAGAGCUUACAAAGUGUAUCGUAAUCAGUUCUCUGGUGACUACACAGAGGAAACUCAAAGCCAUGUCUCUGUUGAGCGGUCGGAACCAGUUGGCCAGAGCCGUUCUAAAUCCAAACCCCAUGGACUUCUGUACCAAAGAUCUACUGACUACAACUUCUGAAAGAAUUAUUGCCUACUUAAAAGAUUUUAAUGAAGACCAGAAGAAAGCCAUAGAAACUGCAUAUGCCAUGGUGAAGCACUCACCAUCAGUUGCCAAAAUCUGUCUGAUUCAUGGACCACCCGGAACAGGAAAAUCAAAAACUAUUGUAGGUCUCUUGUACCGCUUACUGACAGAGAGCCAGAGGAAGGGCCAUUCAGAUGAAAAUUUCAACGCCAAAAUCAAGCAAAACCGAGUCCUUGUGUGUGCACCUUCCAAUGCAGCGGUUGAUGAGCUUAUGAAAAAAAUUAUCCUCGAAUUCAAAGAAAAAUGUAAAGACAAGAAGAAUCCUUUGGGAAACUGUGGAGAUAUAAAUUUAGUAAGACUGGGUCCAGAAAAGUCUAUUAAUACAGAGGUCCUAAAAUUCAGUUUGGAUAGCCAAGUCAGCCAUAGAAUGAAAAAAGACUUGCCUUCUCAUAUUCAAGAAAUGCUUAGAAGAAAAGAAAUUCUAGAUGCUCAACUUGAUGAGCUUUCUCGUCAGCGAGCUCUGUGUCGAGGUGGGCGGGAGAUGCAGAGGCAAGAAUUAGAUGAACACAUUGUCAUAGUUUCAAAAGAAAGGCAAGAACUUGCUUCAAAAAUUAAAGAGGUGCAGGGACGCCCACAGAGAGCACAGAAUACCAUCAUCUUGGAGUCCCAUGUCAUCUGCUGCACAUUGAGCACUAGUGGUGGUUUAUUGCUUGAGUCUGCUUUUCGAGGGCAAGGGGGUGUCCCCUUCAGUUGUGUCAUCGUAGAUGAGGCCGGGCAGUCUUGUGAGGUGGAGACGCUUUCUCCUCUCAUCCACCGCUGCAAUAAGCUCGUCCUGGUGGGGGACCCCAAGCAGCUCCCUCCCACAGUCAUCUCUAUGAAAGCACAGGAGUAUGGCUAUGACCAGUCGAUGAUGGCGCGAUUCUGCAAGCUGCUGGAAGAGAAUGUGGAGCAGAACAUGAUUGGCAGGCUGCCGGUGCUACAGCUCACCAUUCAGUACAGGAUGCAUCCAGACAUAUGUCUCUUCCCUUCUAAUUACGUUUAUAAUAAAAACCUGAAGACAAAUAGAUUGACUGAAACCAUUCGAUGUUCCUCAGAGUGGCCAUUUCAGCCCUACCUCGUGUUUGAUGUUGGAGAUGGUUCAGAACAACGGGAUAAUGACUCAUACAUAAAUGUUCAAGAAAUAAAGUUGGUGAUGGAAAUAAUUAAACUUAUUAAAGAGAAAAGAAAAGAUAUUUCCUUCCGAAAUAUUGGCAUAAUAACUCAUUACAAGGCUCAGAAGACGAUGAUCCAGAAGGAUUUGGAGAAAGAAUUUGAUAAGAAAGGACCUGCAGAAGUGGAUACGGUAGAUGCCUUCCAGGGCCGGCAGAAAGACUGCAUCAUCGUUACCUGUGUCAGGGCAAGUGCUGUGCAAGGCUCGAUAGGAUUCCUGGCAAGUUUGCAGAGAUUGAAUGUCACCAUUACACGAGCCAAGUACAGCCUCUUUAUCCUUGGACAUUUGAGGACUCUGAUGGAAAACCAACAUUGGUAUGAACUGAUUCAGGAUGCUCAGAAGCGUGGGGCCAUUAUAAAGACCUGUGACCCAAACUAUAGACAUGAUGCCAUGAAGAUCCUGAAACUGAAGCCUGUGCUGCAGAGGAGUCUGACCCAUCCCCCAGCCACUGCCCCGGAGGCACCCAGACCUCAGGGUGGCUUGCCCAGCAGCAGGCUGGACAGUGGACUUGCCACAACAUCUUUUGCUCCUUCUUUGUAUCACACACCCUCUGAUACUGUCACUUCAAAGGAACCUGAAAGGCCACUUCUGCAAGACCGACUUCGAGAUCCACGACUACUCAGGAGAUUGGAUGAAGCCAAGGGAACAUUCCUGAAGGAUCCACAGCCCGUGAGCCCCCAGCUCCCUGGGGUAGUCCAUCUCUUGGGAGAGUCUGGCUUUCCUGUGGUUUUCCAGGACCUAGGUUUUGUUGUGCCACCAUCCACUGCCAUCGUUGCUCCUCUGGGCAGCCACAGGUCGCCUAUACAGGCUGAGCCACGACCUGCUCACCCUGCUGCCGCCGCCUCCACAAGUAAGAGGAAGUACAGUGACCCAGAUGCUGGGCUCAGCCACAGAAGAGAGCCUAGGGCCUUUGCUGGAGAGCAGGGGAGGCACGGCUCUGUGACCCAUCACGCGCUGAGAAGCACUGACUUGGACAGGAGGAGGCUGGAUGAUAGCAGUGCCAAGAGGAGACGGUUUCUAUAGUAACGCCUGGGGACGGGACUGUCACCACAGGCCAACUAGUAGCACCUUACCUUAAACUGGGUUUUGUUUUGUUUCCCUUGAAGAGUCUCUGUUAGAGGAAGGAAUACCUUCUGAUGCUUGGUCUGUUUGUUGGUCUUGUGUUCAGUACUUACUUCUUGCCAGUUGUAUACACGUGGAGAGGGCAUUUGUAUGCCUGAAAUCUUGUUCUUGAGGUCAGAAUUCAAAAUGUUGGGAGCUUUCGUUCUGGAGAAAAGGUCAGAUCAGAGUUAGUACUGUAAAGGUUAAACUAUGAAUCUAUAUAGCAAAUGGAAAAUUCUUUUAAAAUGUAAACUGGUAGACCACAUUUCCUUCCUCAGCCUAAAAUAUUGGUCAUUUUCCAACAGAACAAACUUCAUGUUUAAAAGAGAGAGAGAGGACUGGUCCUUCAACCACUGUGUAGUAGACAAGUUUAACAACCUCAGUACUGGGAGUUAGCCAGCUUUGAACCAGUGGCCAGUGUCUUGAGCUAGGGUUUCUUGGGCCUUUAGAAAGCAGCAUAUUAGUUAGGGUUUGUUGUGCUCAUUGGUGCAUUUUUGAGACAAGACAGCUCGGCACAGGGCAUUACUGUACAAGUUCAUUUACCUGUACUGGUGUAUGACUUAGUUUUCUGGCUGAAUUUCUUUCCCUUCUCCAAACGGAAGAACAGUUUUUUGAACUGCCAUCCAUGUUUCCAAUGCUUUUUGAGGUUGGUGUAACUGGCGAAUUGUAGACAUGCUUAUGUACCAAAGGGAGGGUUUGUGUGGCUUGUUGGCCUGGCCUGGAAGAGUCCAGUUAGAAUGUUUGUGAAGACUUGAGAGUUGCCAGGAAAAUGAAAAAGGAUGCAUUUGAAGGGAUUCCAUGGGGGCCACACAGGAGCAAAGCAGAUAGCUUAUCUUCAGGCAGGAGGGAAACGGUGAGAAAGGAGAGCAGCCAUGUGGGCUGCAGGACCAUCCAGUAGAUGAAAGUGCAGUCUGUUGGCUCACUGAGGCACUAGCCUCUGUCAGACCUGCUGUGCUUGUA
Molecule: messenger RNA, 9219 nt
Organism: Rattus rattus (black rat)
Lineage: Eukaryota; Metazoa; Chordata; Mammalia; Rodentia; Muridae
Gene: Setx
Product: senataxin
Exons: 26
Coding region: 256-8181 (2641 amino acids)
Biological process (GO): termination of RNA polymerase II transcription
Cellular component (GO): nuclear body
Molecular function (GO): transcription termination site sequence-specific DNA binding; helicase activity
Source: RefSeq, a predicted model, not a curated record